This is a messenger RNA of Parasteatoda tepidariorum (common house spider), 570 nucleotides long. NCBI's taxonomy places the organism in Eukaryota, Metazoa, Arthropoda, Arachnida, Araneae, Theridiidae. The record is from RefSeq and is a predicted model, not a curated record.
UUUCUAACUUUGCGCCUGUUACUUAUAAUUCUAGUAGAGUACUGAUAACAUACUAAAAACAUGAAGGUAGAUUUAAUAAAAUGGAUAAUACUUCUGUCAAUAUUUAGUAUUAUCGUUUGCGAUGAAAGCAACCAUUUGAUUGAUGAGACGGUAAAAAAUAAAUCGUAUGUGUUCCAAACAGAAAAUGAUGGCAGCUCGAAUGAAUGUAAUCCAGUCAGUGGUGUAUCCUGCCAAAGCAAACUUCCAAUUCAAGACGUUAGAAGAGAUGUGAUGGAUAUAACUAUAUCUAAGCGUAGUUCCCACAAUAAUAAGUACCUGAAAUGCAUUCAAAAUUUCUGGAAAAGAGGUCAAAUGUGUGCUAGGCAAGAAAAAAGAUUGCGGAAAAAGCUUAAAUGCAUAGUGAAAUUUCCUUUGUGGGAAAAGGCACGACGAUGUAAAAGCGAAGAUGAAGGCAUAUGGAACAAAGUUCUUAGAUGCAUAACCAAGGUUGAUUCAUUUCCACGGUCUCUGAUGUGUAUGGUAAAAUUGUCUGCAAAUAUUCUGCAUUGUAAAAUCGUAAAUAAUCAAUGA